UGGAGUGGAGCAGCCUCAGAGGUGCGUGACACCCUCCAGCACAGCCAGGGGCACAGCUUCGGUGAUGCUCUCCAACUAUUUACUACUAUAAGCCACCCUUUGGGUGUCUGAACUGCUUUUUCCACAACAAUCGUUUUGCUGUUGUUAUUAAAGGAAAGAAAAAAGUACAGAGUGGCAUAUUGUUUUUACGCAUGGAGGUUGGAAUCAGCCUUUUCCCGAUUACGCAUGGCUGUAUCUCAUCUCCUUGGAAGAUGCUUCCGAGUUUGUGAGAGCGCGCCAGGGCGUCAAGCAGGGCGGAAUAAGUGAGCAAUGAUGCGGGGCACUGAGCUGCUGCUCGGUUACUUUCUGGUGAAAGUUAUGGUGUGCGAUGCGGAGGGCGAGCCCGGUCAAACUAUCGAUGACUAUAUUAUACCCGGAUUUAACGACUCAAUGGAGGCUGAGAUUGGAGUCACGGAGACCCCACACGUGGAGGACAAGUGCCGUGGCUACUACGACGUGAUGGGCCAGUGGGAUCCGCCGUUCGUGUGCAGGACGGGCAGCUACCUGUACUGCUGCGGCACCUGUGGCUUCAGGUUCUGCUGCGCGUUUAAAAGCUCCCGACUGGACCAGACCACCUGUAAGAACUACGACACCCCACCGUGGAUGAUGACAGGGCGACCUCCGCCAAAAGUGGACGUGGCGCUCGAGUCCGCGAAGGAUAAAACCAACCUCAUUGUUUAUGUCAUAUGCGGGGUCGUGGCCAUUAUGGCACUGAUAGGGAUUUUCACCAAGCUUGGUUUGGAAAAGACGCAGCGUCCACACAGAGAAAACAUGUCAAGAGCUCUUGCACAUGUGAUCCGCCAUCCUGCCUCAGAACAUACAGACGACGCUGGACUCGGUCAGCACUAUGAGAACAUACAAACCAGACUCACAGCUAACAGUUUCCAGAGCAACCAGAUGAACAAUGCAGCUCACGUACCAACUCUGGUAAGUCAGCCAUAUCCAGGUGUGGGACCGAUAAUCAGCCCAUAUGAGGACCCAAAGGAUCUCAACAAGUACACCACACUCAAGGCUGUGGCGGAGAAAGCUAAUGACAGCUUUCACAACAACCGUCGACAAGUGAUUGAGAUGACAGCCAAAGGUAGCCUUCCAAUGGAAGGUGUGGAUAUGGAUCCAGAGCCGAGCAAUCCUUACAGCCCUCCCAGACAGCUGUCAAAGCAGAAUGGACACAAGUAUAAAAGCUCCAAGAGCCACAGCUCCCAGUCACUGUACUACAGCGGCAGCAGUGCUCCCAGUCCAGGCGUGCUAAGAUCCUGGGAAAGCAAGGACACACUGGGACUCCGACAAAGCUAUGGCCCAAAGAAACUCUGCAUCACAGAAAAGGAGCUGGACACCAUUCGCUACAUGCCUCCACAACCAUACUAUGUCACUAACAGCAAGACAGAAGUGACAGUAUGAACGACUGCCUAAUCGUCAGGCUUAUAAUGAGUCUGCAGACUCCAGAUGUAGUUACAGGAAAGCAGUGUGAACUGUAGUAUGUGGCUCUGUCUUUGUAAUGGACAACAUUUAUGACACUGUCAGGAGGUGAAGUGUACUUUAACAGGACUCUGUAUCUAACACCGUGCCUCAGAUGGGCACUGUAAUGAAUAUUUCGUGUUUAAUAUUCAUAUAAUCAAACUGCUAAAGUUACAUAACUUAUAGUACAGUGAUGAGAUGUGACACAUUAAGUACUAUCACCAGUAUCUACUGAAAGGACCUUAAAAUAAAAGCGUAUUAUGUAACUUCUAUUAAGAAAAAAAACAAAAAAAAGAAGUUUAUGUUUAUCUAAUCAGAGUGGAAUAGCCUGUGGUUGGUGGGAUCUUUAUGAAAUGCUUCACUAGAUAAUGAAUAGUGUUUAAAAAUGUUGGGAACUGUUCAUGUGUUAAGAAUACGGAUUAAUAUCCAGUAGCAGUUGGACCAAUUGCAGGGACCAGGGUUUGUGUUUUCAAUCUAUACUAAUCUGUACCAUACUCUGAAUAUGAGAUAAUCUAAAACCUCACAUGAAGUCCAUUUAAGGACUUAUUCACACAGGCACAGAAACCCUGGCAGCUGGAGGGUGCCAGAGAAAACUGUGUAUUCCCCAACCAGCUGUUGACCGGUGAAAUUGGUCACAAAAAAGGAUGCUGCUCUGGACACCUCUCUGCGAAUGCUUUGACCUCUAGCCGAUUGUUGCAGUUGCCUGUAUUUUGCUUGAAAUACACCGACUUGUCUGGAAACGAUUACUAUACUUUGAGCUGUAAUGAAAUUUGAAAAUGUCUGAAACUGGAAACGGAUGAUAAUAACCUUCAAAGUUGUACCUUAUUGCUGCAAAAAAAGGUGUUUCAAGAGGCGCAACUUUUACUUUAAAUGCGAAGGGUCUCCAUUUCAAAUUUGCAUUGCUCUUUUCACAGUUUCACAGACAAGCCGGCAUCUUCCGUGCAAACUACAGGUUUUUAGUGCCAAAUCAAAAACCUCUUUGUUGGAAAUUCUACACUCGCAACAGCUAGCAACCUCUAGCAGCUUCAUUUCCUCAUCGCAAAAUACAAACUUUUCCCUAGUAGCCAGGUGAUCACUGUCUGAUCUCAAGGCUUACAUGAAAGAGGCUUUUGCAAUUAAUUUUAUAGUGACUGCCAGCAACCGCUCACCAACCAGCUGGAGAACUUUUUUCCUAGCAAACGGUGGGAGCCCUUUGGGACUGGGGCAAGAUAAUAGCUGUACUUAUUUAAAAGGAAAAACAAUCAAAAACAAGAGCACUCAGAGAGCGUAACUCCAGCUUGAUCUGAUUUUCACCAAAAUUAAAUUAGCUUGGGCUAUUAUUGGUAUCUGCUAUCAAACACCAUUUGAACAUGAUAUCUUGAAAAUUGUGGAUGCCAGACUGCCAAACAUACCUUACAUACUCCAUCCCUUCACGGGGAGAAUCAAUCUGUUUCCAAAAUCCCUUCCAUUUUCAAAAGCUGUGUUUGUUGAUAAAGCAUAGAUGAAUCAGUUUGUAAAAGUGUUGAUGUUUACUUAAAUGACUUAAGACUCAUUUAAAUUUGACGUAGUUUCCCUUUUUAAAGUUGUGGUUGUCUUACUUUGAAAGAAAACCAUGUCAGUACUGACGUACAACUUGGAGAAACAUUCAGUAGCUGUGGCGUAAUCAAACCAGUGUUGUCAUGGUGUAAUAGACCCUCAUGCAGUAUCAGUAUGUGUGAUUAUCCUAGAAAUUCUUGUAUGUGAAAACCCAGCAUUAGAGCGGAAACUGGUUUUAUUCUUAGUAAUGUAUUAUGCUCCCAACAAAAGUAAUUUAAAUGUUUGCAUUAUAGUUAAACCUUUUGGGUUUUUUUUUUACAUGUUAUUUUUGUGACUUAAAUCCCAAUUUUGACAUUUAAAGAAUGUACGUGGUAUGGAUAGUCUGAAUACAAGUGAUAUUAGUUGACUGUUAGAGGCCAACAAUAAAUCAGAAUGAAUGUAAAAUUCUUGUGAAGCAAUGUAAGUGGGUGUUCAAAGGUGUUUUUGAACUACAAUGAAAUAUUCCAAGUCAGGUCUGAAUCAAUAGGAACAUUUUUGCCAUACACUGAAUUUUUUUUUCUUUACCGUACAUGGCAAAAGGUUUUUAAUAAACAGGGUUUUAGGUGCCGUUGAUCAUUUGUUACACUGAUUUCACAGCCAAGCAAUACAAAAGGACAUUCACGCCUGCCUCCAUGCAAGUCUUACUCAUGCAUUUGACUAUUUGAGGUAGCUGAGGACAGGGAUGUUCUCAGAGCUGCCACACAAGUGGGAAGUGGGAACUGCUAGUGUAAAGAUAUAUUUAUGUCUUCUCGAGUCCACAUCUUACCAAACAAAAAAUAUAACAAGGCCAGAAAUUAUGCAUAUUGUUGUGUUUUGGUAGUUGUUCGUAUUGUCACACACUUCCAAUCAAACUUUAUGCACUAUUUUCCAAUACGCAUAUCUAGUGGGCUGAACUAGCUUAUCAUGUCACCUAAUUAAUCAGCUGUGUCAGCAAUCACCUGAUCCGAUAAUCACAGUAUUCAAAGGUCAGUUGAGAUUUUUAAUCAAUACUGAGUAGUCACAAUCUUUGACUAUUCUUGUUUUGUGAAUGUUUUAUUACCUCGUCAAUACUGUUUAAAUCACUUACUGUAUAUUUAACUACAGCACACCACAUUUAACCAUGAAGCUCUACUGUUAUACUGCCAGUUAAAGCAUAAUGUGACCAAUACACAUCUGGACUGCAACAUUGGUAAAGAUUAAAAGAACGCUCCUAUGAACAGUGUUGUUCACAAUGAUAACUGCAAUUUGUUUGAUCGCUGUUUUUUCAUUAUCAUAAGAUGCAUUUGAGUACCUAUUUUAUCUGUCUUUUAUCUGUCAUGUGUUAUGUACAAUACAGGGUUACUUUGUUUUUAAAAAAUUAACUUUUUCUUGAAGUGGUUAACAUGUACUGGGAAGUUUCUGAGCAACUCACUGAAUGUUUUCCAUAUGUUAUUUUUGUGUUGUGAACUGCAGUUCCCAUGUUGUUGGUGCCCUGCAAAACCUUGAAUCCAGUAAUGUUUCACUGUGGCUCAAGGUUCAUGACAGUGUCCUUUUAUCUGCAACUGCUCUAAUGUUCAUACAAGAUUUCUACAAGACAGCACAGGCACACAUGUACAAUAAUCACCUGUAGUUAGGCCUAAGUCACACACGCCUGGAGACCUGUCAGUGACCAACUGACAACCUGCUGUUACUGAAGGAAAGUUUUUAUUCCCCGACCAUUUGGUGAGUGGUUGUUGGUCACUAGGUGAAAUUGGUUACAAAGACUGCCUAGUCUGCAAAUAUUUGCCAACUACUCAACAAACUGUAUGAAAGUUGAAAAAGUGCACAGCAAAUUGGAAACUGAGUACUUUGCCUUCAAAGUAAAAGUUGUACCGGUUUUAGCCAAUAGUCACAACUUUUACUUUGAAAGUGAACAAUUGGCAGACAUUUGUAGAUAAGUUGACAUCUUCCUCCCACACUAUGAGUGACCGCGGCAAACUGCUAGCAACCAAAAGCGACUGUCAACGACCUCCAGUGAGCGCUAUCCUUCCUAUCAAUGGAAGGUUGCCAGAGGGUCAUUGACUGGACUCUAGGCCUGUUUGACAGGGGCUUUAAUAGACUUCACUAACAUUCCAGGAACAAAUGUAAUAAAAUUUACACAUUAAACAUUUUAUAACUUGUU
This is a messenger RNA of Pelmatolapia mariae (spotted tilapia), 5167 nucleotides long. It is a transcript of the gene shisa9b, whose product is annotated as shisa family member 9b. Gene Ontology annotation, biological process: regulation of AMPA receptor activity; regulation of short-term neuronal synaptic plasticity. The record is from RefSeq and is a predicted model, not a curated record. The transcript has 4 exons. Gene Ontology annotation, cellular component: AMPA glutamate receptor complex; postsynaptic density; postsynaptic membrane. Lineage: Eukaryota; Metazoa; Chordata; Actinopteri; Cichliformes; Cichlidae. Bases 310 to 1437 code for a protein of 375 amino acids.